Molecule: messenger RNA, 1340 nt
Organism: Xylona heveae TC161
Lineage: Eukaryota; Fungi; Ascomycota; Xylonomycetes; Xylonales; Xylonaceae
Exons: 1
Coding region: 97-963 (288 amino acids)
Biological process (GO): phospholipid transport
Cellular component (GO): mitochondrial intermembrane space
Molecular function (GO): phosphatidic acid transfer activity
Source: RefSeq, a predicted model, not a curated record
UUUGCCCCCUUCAAACUAACCACCUCUUGUGACUGAUCCGUGCUUGCUUUUAUGUUUACGGAUGAUUACGGAAGGUGAUCAUGUCAAUUCUUCACAAUGGUGAAGGUCUACGAAAAUUCCUUCAGCUAUGACUACUCUUUUCCCGCCGUCGCCCUAGCCUACUUUCUCCGCUAUCCAAACCCUUAUGCCACUCACGUUAUCUCCACCGACGUGAUUGAUCGGCGAUUUGAUGCAGAAACCCAGCGUCUUUAUACGACAAGACUGCAUCUGAAAAAGUCCAAAUUGCCCCCGGCUGUGCUCAAGCUUCUCCCGAAAAGCAUCUUAGGCAAUGCCAACGACGAUUCGAGCCAGAGUUAUAUUCUUGAGACCAGCAUCGUUGAUGUCAAGGAAGGAUGGAUGGAGACAGAGUCUCGAAACCUCGAGUGGACUGGGAUACUUAGCGUUGUCGAGAGACAAAUGUAUCGUCGGCCACUUGGGAUCAUUGAAGUGGGGUCACGCGACACCUCCAGCGGUACUGCUUCCCUCAUUGAGCAUGCAAAAGACACCGGAACGGAUGUUACAGCAUCGGUAACAUUGCUCUCGCGUCUCGGCCAAGGCCGAUUCUUGAAGCAGAGAUCAAAGGUUAUCGAAGAAGCUUCCUCCAGUUCUCGGGUAGAGGAAGAAGAAGAGCAGCCUAAACGAGGGCUGUUCAAAUCCUGGUCAACAGCUUCUAUACAAGGCUCAAUUGAGCUGAUUGGGAUGCGCAGAACCAGAGAAGCUCUAGCUAAAAGUAAGGAAGGCAUGAAUGUUGUUCUAGAUCGGCUGCGGCAAGGCGGUCUGGUCGCUGUACUUGAGGGCAUGAGGCGCGACCGAGAAGCUGCGUUUCAGGAAGGCGGUCUGCUCCGAAAUGCUUUGAGCAAGGGACGUGCAGAUAGCGAUGAAGAGUCUCCAACUGUUAGCUUUGAUCCGUUUGACAACGAAUAAGAGGAUGCAUGGGAAACAGUUUGAUCUGACCUACAAUGAGCUACUGGGCCGGCGCUUCGGGAAAUACAUGAGGGCAAAACACGUACGGAUUCAACCGUUUUUACAGGAUGCAAUUCGGGAAAAUAUUGUUCGGUUUCAAUCUAGGUGAAUUAUGGCAUUUGAGAGCAAGCGUGGCGUUGGGGUAACCUAAAGUCUCUCUACAGCUGUGUUACCAGCUGGUUUCUUGUAUUGUGUUACUACUUUGUUGGCCUUUCUCCAUGAAUUCAGUUCUCUUACGCACCAUUUCUUUCCGGUAUUCUACCAAGUCACCGAGCUUGUGAGAAAGCAAGCAAAAUGAAAUACAUUCCACUCUUUUAUCAUUGCAAUCUUUAUUUCCU